Cydia pomonella (codling moth) is the source of this 6284-nucleotide messenger RNA. Its product is annotated as connectin-like. The transcript is spliced from 3 exons. Bases 1042 to 2550 code for a protein of 502 amino acids. Lineage: Eukaryota; Metazoa; Arthropoda; Insecta; Lepidoptera; Tortricidae. Gene Ontology annotation, molecular function: protein binding. The record is from RefSeq and is a predicted model, not a curated record.
UUUCCUUCUCUUUUCCAAUUUGCAAUACACAAAAAAAUAUUUUUUUAAAGCGAAACCUAGAACAUAAAUUAUGCUCAACCGAAAUGGAAUUCCAUAGAAAAAGUACGGGUGUUUCGCUAACGAUCCUAAGAUCGCAAAGCUUUCCUUCCCUCUUAAGUGACCAAACUCCGGGCACUUACAUCCAUUCUGACAAUUGCGGCAGCAAUGCAGGCGGGAGUAAUGUCGCGUUGCAAUACUGCAGGAAUAAAGCUGGUGUGGUCUGAAUCCGAAGAGCACCUUUACGACAAGUGUGACUAGCAUGACCAAACUUAACGCAUAAGUCGCGCAAGAUAACAUCUUUCGUCUUUUUUCUAGAUUACAUCUUGUAUGGUGGCAGAAAGUGUAAUAAAAAAAAUAUCUAUUGUAUUCAAAAUCCAUAAAAAAAAACUUUGCAUGACCUCGCUAUAAUAUAAUGAAGUGAGGUUCCCAGUGGUUAAAAUAUCUAUUUUAUUUUUAAAAAUUUAACAUUUUGCACUAAAGCCAUUAAAAUGUACGAGUACUCCGGGAGAUUUAAACUAUAAUUUUUAAACUUUCUACUUAAAAGCAUGUUUACAAAACGAUUUAUGGUAAACCACCAUUAAACCCGAGCAUAUAGGUAAUUGAAAGCAGGUGAGUGUUAGGAGAAUUUUCAUUACUUCGUUUAACAUUAACUCAAUAGGAAAGCCAAGAUCCCACUUAUACCGGUAUCACUCUACACAAUAUUCAAACAACUGCAUCGCCCCCUGUCCAAAGCCACAUAACAAUUCUUGACCCUUCCAAAUUUCAAGCGCAAGAAACCCCAAUGCACCCACUCCCCACCAGUUGCUGGAUUCCCCGCCCCAUCUGGGUGCGGAGCUCAGUUCGGUUCGGGUUUUCUCGGGGUCGCACGUCGCAGGAAUUUCGGCGUUCUCGUAUUCGAAGUUGCCGAGAACUUAGUUCUCGUAAUUCAGUGAUUAUUACUGGUGCGUGCCUACAUUGAGGGUGAUACGUGAUUCUCGUUUUGGGUUGUGAAAGGCGAAGGUUAUGGAGUCCGUAGUCCAAUAUUUACUCCUAGCUCUGGCUCUGACCUCUGUGCAAAUAUCCUUCACCGAGAGCCGGCUAAAUGAGAAACGCCGCGAUAAAACUGAAAGGAGACACCACACGGCCCAGCUCAAUGAUAACAUCUGCGACAUAUCCGACAGAGAAUCCAAAGUGCAUUGCUAUUGUGAUAACAAUGAAGUAAAAACUGCAACAAAAGCUGAUUGUUGGGUCUUCAACGGUGGCAUUAACGAAACUGAUCUCAUUUGGUCAAGUUUCAAUUCACAACCACAUCUAGAAAAACUCAACUUCAACGUUAGAUCAAAUGGCGCUUUGAAAUUCAUCCCAUUACACGUGAUACACCAUUUGAAGAAGCUCCAAAAGUUGUACAUUCACUACGCAACCAUCAGUAAAAUAGAGAAGAGGACGUUCUCAAACAUGACCAUCUUGAGAGAGAUAAUGCUGACGAAUGACAAAAUAACAGAGUUAGAUUUUUCGUCGUUCACCAACUUACCGGCGCUUGUGAACCUAACUGUAAAAAAUAACAAAGUGACUGAGAUUCAGCGCGACGUGUUUGUGGAUUUGCCGGCUUUGCGAUACCUGGAUUUAUCGUUCAACAACAUUAAUCUGGCUCACGAAGGGUGUUUUGAGCAUCUGACGGUGCUGAGCGAUCUAAUCCUAGAAGGCAAUUCGAUUACCGUGCUCAGUAGAGAAACUUUCCGUGGGCUAGCUAAUUUGACACGUUUGGAUCUCAGAUCUAACAAGUUAACAAUGAUCGGAGAUUUCACCUUCGCCGAAUUGUGGAAUUUGAAUGAGCUCCUGUUGGAUAAUAAUGAGUUGGAAUAUUUACGUGAAAGAGCUUUUGACGGGCUCACUCUGCUUCAGAAAUUGUCUAUGACCGGGAAUAAAUUGAGGUCUAUAAAUGAUCGGCUUUUAGAAGGCGUUAGGGGACUUGAAUUAUUAGAUUUGAGGAACAAUGAGCUUGAGUUCUUUACGUUGGAUACGGUUAAACCGAUACUCGACAACUUGAAAGCGAAGACGUCGGUCCUUUAUCUGAGCGGUAACCAAUUAACUUGCGACUGUCGCUUGUCGUGGAUCCACGUACUGCGAAACGAGACAAAGAGCGAACCGCUCAUAAGCGCGCUAGAAGACGUGACCUGCAUUCAGAAACCUCGAGAACUCCCCAACAACAUCCCCCAAACUUUCGACCGACCACACAGUUUCGAAAUAGAAGCCAACGCUGACGUAUUCCAGCAAGACGAGGAAGAAAUCUACGAAGAAGCCAGUCCGGCGUACAAACUGGAAGCAACCGCUCCACCCACUGUUGAACAAGUUGUAGUAUUCGAUAUCCCUGUGCAAGCGUUAACGUGCUCGCAAGAAUUACCCCAAAACGGAGAAGACUCGUUAAUGUUGUCGUCAAAAGAUGAGAGCUACUGGCGACCGAGCUCAAGCUUCAAAAUCCUUUCAAACCUCUCAUUAGUUCUCACUCUAGUCACUAUAAGUUUUUUAAAUUAAACGCAAGCGAAACUGGACUUUAAGGGAACAAUGUGUUGCGCUUGCUUUGUAAGAUUUGUAAGUCUGCCGUUUCUUCUGUAGUUUGUAAUGAUGAAGACUGGUUAAUUGUAUUUAAUUAAAUUAUUUCGUAGCGAUAACUUUGGUGGUUGUGAGUCGGCAAUACGGUGCAACUGCUUUAAGUCCAGUGAGUUCAGGCAUCGCGGACAUUAUUGUUAUUUUUAGUUCGUUUUAACGAUACAAAAUAAUACAACGCAUUAUCAGAAGCGUGUUGAAAACUUUUGUGCAGAAAUACACGUUUUUAAUUGUGCGUUUUAGACCUAUGUUCGUAAUAAUCAUUAAUAUUUUUCUAAGUUGUUUAAUCAGGUUUCAAACCGAUUUAGUGACUAGAAAGGCUUUAAGAUUGCUAUUCAUACAGUAUAAUGAUCUGAAUAAGCGCUUCAAUUUUUCAAAAACUCUGGUGGCUGAACACACUGCAUCAUAAGAGUUGCUCUGAAAUCUUAGAAGAGUAAUGUUGGUCAAUUUUUUUUUCACGUGAUCUGGUUUCCUACACAUUUAAAUGUUCGGGUAUUUUGUGGUUGAAAUUAAGAUCGUCAAAUCGUUAUGCAAUUAUUUUAAGGCCCUUCGCAUACGUAUGAAAUUAGUAUAUGUAAUUAACGCUUUUUAAAAUUAACCAAAACAGAAAAGUAACAAGAAAAUGUUUAUUGACCUAAGUGUAAAAUCCUAAAUCAUGUAAAAAUUAAAUAUAAGUUUGAAAAUCUGAAUAAUUUUCCAUCUUCAGGACCUUUAUAGUUGUAAUAUAUUGAUUAGUUCUCCUUAGUCAUCUUCAUCUUCCUCGCGUUAUCCCGGCAUUUUGCCACUCACGGGAGCCUGGAGUCCGCUCGGCAAGUAAUCGCAAGAAUUGGCGUAGGCUAGUUUUUUUCUAAAUCCAUAGCCUCCCCAUGUGAAUUUGUUCUCCUUAGUAUAAUAAAACUUGGUUGUUACUUGGUUGUAUGCAGAAUUACCGCUAAAGUUGAGAAACUGUGACGGAGCUUUACUCAGAAACUAGAGAACUAAUUUCUAAAGCUUGGCUUUGGCGUACUUUAACUUGAUUAACCCAAUAUAAGGCAACUGUUGUACAUAGAACAAUAUUUGGAAAAUAUUAGAUGCUAUCAUAUAAGUCUUAAGAGCCCGGUAACGAUUUUAGACCAAAAAAUUUAAAUUGAUAGAUUUAAUCGUUGGAAUUGUACACCUUUUGUUACGUAAUAUCUAAAUAACAAGUAUUGGUUUCUAUUAGCACAUUUUUUUCAUCUUGCCUUUUAAUAAUGAGGUCGCAAACGUGCGUCCCCGGUAAUAGGUGACGAGAAGGGAUAGUUUUUAAAAAUUCAUCAAAAAAUUAUGGUAGUAAAUUAUACAAAAUGAUGUAUAAGAACAGUUUCAGCAAAUGUUGUAGAUUGUUUAAGUAUCAAAAUUACGUUUAAAUUAAGUCAAUUUUCAGAGAAAUUGUCACUUGUUUUGAAGUAAUUUCUGGAGAAAAUUGAUUUCGUUUAACUUUCAUUUACACUACUUCAAAUUUAUAAUAAGAAAAAUGUAUUUUAUAAAAAUUGAAGUACAGGAUAUGUGUACAUUACUAAUUAAGUGAGUCUGUUUAUAAAAAAAAAGAUUUAUUAUAAUGAAAGAUAACAAGACGUGCUAAUAGAAACCGGUACCAAUUUUAUGCCCUAAAUCUAUCAAUUUGACAUUUUUGCGACUAAAAUCGAUAACGGCCUCUUAAAGAAUAACGGUGACCCGCUAUAAAUAUUUAAAAUGGUAGAAAAAUGUUAAUUUUUUAAAAAACAGUCUCGUCAAAAACCCUAGAACAUGUAAAUGUAAUAAUAUAUGAUUUUAAUAGUUUAUACUAGUUUAAUAUUGCAGACUAAAAAUUAAAAAAUAAAAUUGUAUCUUGUGGUAUUUUUACCCAUGAGCGAGAAUUCAAGUAUUGAACCAAAGUCUUUUAAGUUCUAUAAAUCACUUAUAACACUUGACAAUAUAUAAUAUUAUACAUAGUUGGAUUUUCUGAGGUGUUUUUUUUGGAUUUAAACCCGUAAUCUGUUUAACACUAGUUAUUUGUUUUACAAGGGGGCAAAGUUGUUGUUUAAACGCUCGUGCAAAUAUUGAUACCCGAGCAAGUGAGAGAUUCCACAAUUCGAGAAGUGAAAUCUUGAGCGUUGCGAGGGUUUCAAGGCACGAGGGUUAAACAAACUUUGCCUCCGAAUGAAACACAAUUAUUAUUUUUACCAGAAACUAACGCUAAGACAAUACUAACUAUGAAAUACGAAAAAACUCAAACCAAAUCAAAUCCAAAUGAACGUAAUAAAAAAAAUAUUAUUGAAAAACCAUCAUUUAAAAGUCAAUUCUACCAGCUAACAUGAGGAAACAACUCAAAAUUUGAUUACUUUGCCCCACAUGUGGAUAAAAUGCAACUUUCUCAUUCAUUUUCCAACAAUCAAGAGUGCCAUUACCAGUUGGUGUGGUGAAAAAGGUAUUGUUUCUUUUACGCUGCGGUUACUACAGCGGUAUGGGACCAGGGGGCCUACCGCGAAAACCGAAAUUCGCAAAUUGCGGGAAUCUUUCUCUCUUACUCUUACAAAGACUUAAUUAGAGUGACAGAGAAAAAUGCCCGCAAUUGACGAACUCCGAUUUUCGCGGUUAUAGACCAUGCCCGUGUUAUCUUCGAAUGAGGUGUUACAUGAAUUUGAACCUUAUCAAUAGGACAAUGAAAUUGAGGUAAACGGGUUUGUUCCCGUUCACUCAUGAUGGAUUCAGUACUUAUAGCAGUAGUAACCGCUGCGUAAAACAAACAAUACUUUUUGUUUAACUGAUUAGGAGUUAAAGUCCAGAAAAUCACCUUAGAAAAUUCCAAAUAUUUAACAUUUUAACCAAAGGGGUAUUUUAUCGUCAGUUGUCAAUAAGGCGCUAUUUCCAUAAAGCUUCAAUUUGAAAUCAACCUUAUCGACAACAGACAAUGUGGCAACUUUUAGUUAAAAACGUCACACAUAAGUGCCCCGUACCACAGAAUAAAUAAUAGUAUUAUCGUACAGAAAGAAAACUUCCUACAAAGCCGCAGUUUUAGAGCGAUUCAUGGCCGAAUAAUGUUGUCCCUUUCUAAUGCAUGGAACUAUCGCUUUCGGCUAUUUAGGAUUGUCAAAAUUCAUGUUAUUAUCUUAUCUGUGGUUGUGCACGCAAAGGAACGUCAAGUUUUUUUUAUACUACGUCGAUGGCAAAGAAGCAACCACGCCAAGUUUGCCAACCCUAAUAAUUGCUCGGAGCAAUGCUGAGCCGAACGGAACCGAGAAAAGCCGAACUCUCUAGUUUCCUCCCCCUGUCCGUACUUCAUACUCCCAGUAAAUCCCGAUUAAAAUAGUUGUUGUAAUAUAUUGUACUGUAAGCUAGAAAACUAUUGUCAAUUCUGUGAAUUACUUGUAUUUCUUAUAUUUAUUGUAUAUUUAGCAAGUUAUACCUAUAAUUUGCGCUGCUGAUAUCUGUCUGUGUAAGUCAUAGUGUAGGAAUAUUAUAAUUAUCCAGACCUAGAUUUUGUCAUACUAAGAUUACCAGUGAUCGGUUUUAAUUAUAAGACCCCUUGUGUACAUCCUUAUAUUUAAUAAGAGCUUUAUUGACUCAAAUUAGGUAAAAUAAGAGCUGUAAAUAUAUUACCUAGAUUUAAAUUAAAAAUAACCAUCAAAUUUGGAAUGAGAAAAUAAAGUAAAUAAUUAAAAGUA